AUGUAGGCAAUCCGUUUGAGGUUUCACAUUUCAGAAAACUUAACCGAGAGAGUAAGUGUACCGAAACGCGACGUCGUAUAACUUUUAUAUCUUAAUGACGAAACCUUUGUUAGUAGUCGUAGCCCUCGUUUGCCUUCACGGGUGGAAUGUAGCGUCGGCAAUGCCACAACAAUCAUUCAAGUCAUUCUGGCUUGAAGACACAACACUCAAUCAUGAGCCUGAUUACAGGAAUAACGCAUUGUGCACUGGGCAACCCGAUGGCUUUUACCCGGAUGAAGGAUGCACAGCGAAUUACUAUGCAUGCAUCGAACAGAUCUACUACCCGCAGGUUUGCCCGAACGGAGUCAUCUUCGAUCCGGCGCUUCUUAAGUGUGUAUCUCCUGACACAGCUUCGUGCAUAACCACUAUCCCUCCAACGACCACGACGACAAUAAAGCCUUUCAGCUGUCCAGCUGAUGGCUACUAUCCAGUUGCUGCGUGCAGUUCUAGCUAUUACAUAUGUAUAGGCACUGAUGUUUAUCCCCAGAUGUGCCCUGGAGGUGGUGUUUUUGAACCUUCAUUAUCGACCUGCGUCUCCGCGAGUACAGCCCCGUGCAAAGCCACAACAACGACGUCGACGACUACCACGACAACGACCACUACACUGACACCAUUUACCUGCACAGCCGAUGGAUUUUACGAAAUUGCUCCUUGCAUGCAGACGUAUUACAUUUGCGUUGGAGGAGUUGAAUAUCCAGAGUCCUGUCCAGGAACUGGUAUUUUUGUGGGACCGCCCACUUCUGCUUGCAAACGCCCAGAAGACACUACUUGUUUUUUGACAACUGAACUUCCAACGACGGAAGCCUUAACCACCGAGCCUACAACCACCGAGCCUACAACCACCGAGCCUACAACCACCGAGCCUACAACCACCGAGCCUACAACCACCGAGCCUACAACCACCGAGCCUACAACCACCGAGCCUACAACCACCGAGCCUACAACCACCGAGCCUACAACCACCGAGCCUACAACCACCGAGCCUACAACCACCGAGCCUACAACCACCGAGCCUACAACCACCGAGCCUACAACCACCGAGCCUACAACCACCGAGCCUACAACCACCGAGCCUACAACCACCGAGCCUACAACCACCGAGCCUACAACCACCGAGCCUACAACCACCGAGCCUACAACCACCGAGCCUACAACCACCGGGCCUCCAAUCACCCCACCUCCAACCACCGUGACUUCAACUCCAGCGGGCCCAACUCCAGCCUGUACCUGUCCAAAUGGUGUUAGCACAUGUUACCAACCUUUACGCCCAGAUAUUUGCAUACAAGAUUAUUAUACCUGCUUCAAUGGAAACUUAUAUCCUCAGAGUUGUUCCUACCCUAACGUAUUUGACCCCGUACUUAGUGGAUGCACAGGACCGAGUUACGCGUCGUGCUCUAAAACUACCACUGCUACGUCAUCGCCAUAGCUCCACUGUUUUCCAGUUUGAAGAAGCAGGACACUAAUCUGGAUUCUAUGCCUAGCUCGUGAUUGCGAAGGGCAAUUUGAAGGAUGUGGUCGGCCUCCUGAAAUUCCAUCUUUUACUAACAAUUUCGUUAACAAUGUAGUAAACAACAUCGUUAUACAGUAUUUAGAUUCAAAUAUUAUGCAGAAAUCGUAGUAAUACAGCACGAAACUGAGUACAAUGUUAUUUGGUCCGUAAAGUUCCGAUUGGUUUCCUGCGAUUACUCUACUGUCUGACCCAACUUAAUUUCCUUGGCAUUUGUGUAAAUAUAUUUACAUCCGUUCGUUUGAAA
This is a messenger RNA of Daphnia carinata, 1793 nucleotides long. Its product is annotated as salivary glue protein Sgs-3-like. The transcript has 12 exons. Gene Ontology annotation, cellular component: extracellular region. Bases 95 to 1465 code for a protein of 456 amino acids. The record is from RefSeq and is a predicted model, not a curated record. NCBI's taxonomy places the organism in Eukaryota, Metazoa, Arthropoda, Branchiopoda, Diplostraca, Daphniidae. Gene Ontology annotation, molecular function: chitin binding.